Molecule: messenger RNA, 11378 nt
Organism: Amoebophrya sp. A25
Lineage: Eukaryota; Dinophyceae; Syndiniales; Amoebophryaceae
Source: the annotation of a GenBank genome assembly
CCGCUGUCGGAGGAGCAGCGCAGAAGCCGACGGCAGAUGGGAAGGCUACACCAGAGCAGAAGACUGCUGCAUCGAAGAGUGCUUCUACUGCGACAGCACAGGUGAGUAGCUUAUCAGGAGAAAAGGCUGCUGCAGCACGGGACGCUAAAAAGGCUAGCAGCAGCACGGCAACGGGCGAGAGUAAAAAGGCUAGUAGUACGACAGCAAAGAGUAGUAAAAUGGCUAGUAGUACGACAACGAGAUCGGAGACUAAGAAAGCGACUGCCCCAAAGACAGAUACUGAUAAACCUGCGAUCCCUUCCACAUCCAAAAAAAUCAUCCAAAAGAAGUCCGAGAAUGCAGCGACUGCUGCAGUAAAGGAGGAGCAUCCGAAAUCUACCCCUACUACGGCACCAGAUCCGAAAUCUACUCCUAAUACGGUACUACAUCCGAAAUCUACUCCUACUACGGCACCAGAUCCGAAAUCUACUCCCAAUACGGUACUACAUCCGAAAUCUACUCCUACAACGGUACCGCAGUCGAAGUCUACUCCUAGUACGGUACCGCAGUCGAACUCUUCUCCUAGUACGGCACCACAUCCGAAAUCUACUCCCACAACGGUACCGCAGUCGAAGUCUACUCCUAGUACGGUACCGCAGUCGAACUCUUCUCCUAGUACGGCACCACAUCCGGAAUCCACCCCUUGUGGAAAUAAGCGUGCUACUCGAGGAGAAAAGCAUCGGCCGCCACAGCCUUUGGAUCGAUCCCUGUAUGAUGUCGAUGAAGAAUAUGGCAAUGGCAUAUGUCUGAGGUCACUCGGCUAGAAGUUGGGUUUUUCAGCAUUCAUCCUAUUUUCUUUUUAUUUUUCAGUUGCAAAACAAGAGAAAGGGCUUGGGUAGAUACUUUCAAGAUAGGUACUUUCAAGAUGGAUACUUUCUUCAAAGGCAGUCGGAUGAUAAGAGUCACUACCUUAUUUCUCGACCAUGCUUCAUGUUAAAGCAGAGAGCAUGGACUCCUCUCGCGAUUCUUCUCGCAAGGAAAGGACGGACAGCUCUAGUACGCGCACACGAUUACACGAAACGAGAUCUGAGACCACUGAAGGAUGCCCAGUCCCUGAAGGGUACUCGAAAGUCAUUUUAUGGCGAUCUAAAAUAUCUAGAUGGAUUGGGAACUUGUUAUCUCAAGAGACUCAUCGACGAAACACCUCCUAGAAUUGAGGAAUAUCUUUAAAACUAGACUCUUUCUCUUGUUGACCUAAAUCGCCGACUCCGGAGACUAAAAACUUUUUUUUUUAACAAUCGUGAAUAUCUGUAAAAGUGAGGGAGUGCAAUUGUUUUUUGUCUCUAAAUUUUCAACGUACUGCAUCUUCUGCCGAAUAUGUGCGAAAUGACUAUGACGCUGUCGUCUUCGAAGGCAAACGGAGAGCGCAAGUCGCCUGCGAAACAGUGCAUCAUAAUUUAAGGCGAAAGAUAUCUGUGCAUCAUAAUUUACCGAAGUAUGUGCAUCAUAAUUUGCAUAUACGUACUCCAAUCGGAGCUACAGCUUCACUGAGCCUAUAGAUUGAGCUUGAGUUCUAAUCGCCGCUAGUGGAGGGCCAGCGGUUUCGACACAGCGCGCAGAAAGUGUGAUCGAGCAUUCAGUGUCUUUUAACCUGCAAGACGUCGAGCAAAUCCAGCGCGCAAGGAAGCUACAGCGACAAUUGGAGGCAACGUUAAGGGCUAGGGUGUGAUGAGGAAGUCGUAGUGGGCGAAGGAUGAUACUGUCAUGGAAUAGGAAGGUUUUGAGCUGUCCUCGUCUACAUAUAGGAGGUCGAGUCUAUGUCAUAGGAGGUUUUUGAGCUACCUAUACUUCAUUAUUCACGUAGUGAAGCAGAGUCAGGGUCCAUUCCUCCCAAGAGCGACAAUUGGAUGCAAAGUUAAGGGCUACAGGAUGUGAUGAGGAAGUUGUUGAGAAUGGGUGUAGGACAGGGUCUGUUUCUUCUAAGAGAUCGAAACCUCGCAAAGUGGCAAGAUCGGAUCAAACUCUGGGAGAAGAUUCCAGACUGGGUUACGGAUGACCCGGACGUCUAUGAAUUGAAGGUACUUCACAGAAGUGACGUCUCUGAAUUGCUGCUAGUAGUACUUGCCCACAGUGUAAGUAAGAGUGACUAGAUGAAGACCGUAGAUAACGCAUGUUGAGUAAAGAGUAGGCGAGUGCAUCCCCAUCUAGUGGGCUGGCGAAUGCUUGUUACCUCUUGCUCAGAUCGAAGGCUCGUUCACAGCAGAUGUCUAAGACUUCAGAUUUUUAAGACUUCACCGCUUGUAAUUUUCCACUCGCGUACGCGUAGUUUUCACCUGAGAUUCUGCCACCUUUCUUGAAGGUAAUAGGACAAGGAAAUGCGGCUUACUUCGUGGCACGUUGUAGACUUUGCGAUAAGUUCGCUUUUCCCGAAGAUAGCAGUCGUGGGUAUAAUAGUAACUAGUGAGUUGUAGCAACUACUAGCUCAUACAUUAGUGUUUACCAAAUCGAUUCUAUGAUUAUCUCCUAUCCUAUCUUAUCCUAUGAAGGUUGUAUUCGAAGGAUCGCCUUGGGCGCAUUUCGUGGCACAUUGUAGACUCUGCAACAAAGAAGCUUUUCCAGAGCAGCAUUUAGGGUAGUCUUAUUUCACUGUGGUAUUGAUAAUUUUCUGUUUGUUUCAUCUACUUGUCUCCAAUCCCUUUGCAGUCAUCCUCAAGUGCGAGUAGGUUAGUGUUUAAAAGGAUUAGCAGGUAAUUGUUAUCCACUAGGAGCAAAAAACCCAGUAGUGCCUUGCACGAGCAGUAGGUUGAAGAUUUAUCUCUAUCGUUUGAGCUUUCCCUGUCUUUGUUGUCCAAAUCUAGUGUUCUUACUUCAGCUCUUCAAGCGCUGCACUUUCCUUAUUCAUUCUCUUAUUUCAUUAUAACUGCUAACAAACUAAUGGUUGUUCCUUUACUUUGCGCCAUUCUUCGCACCCACACAGCAAUACACAUCGCGAGAGCGCGCUGCACCAGAAAAAAUGGAAACAAUAUGCUAAGGCUAGUCUUUCACUCUCCCAUGUAGAUUAUGCUGAGGGAAGUGCCCCUCGAGCUAGAGGGGAAACCAGAGCGAAAGCGGGCAACUCAUUCAACCACCGAUAGUGAAAAACUAGCGCUAAAUAUGAAAUCUAUGGCGCGCAUGGCAUGGAUUUAGUUCCUACGACGGGACCAGACCAGAAUGGAGGCACAAACUUUAUGUCGCCCCCGCCGAUGGGGCCAAGGACUGUCACAGGAAGUACUGCUCUUUCAAGGACUGAGUGACUCUGCUUAGAUUCUUGCUGGGUCCUCUCAUUUUCUUUUCCAAAUCAAACCCGCAAUCUUUCUUGCGAAGACUUAUCAUGUGAGGCCCUAGUACCAUCUGAAGACGUGCCAGUUGCAUUUACGUACAACUACAGCACUAGUUCCGAUCGCCACAAAGCCAAUCAGUCUCCCUCAAUCUUUUUUCCCACAAGGUAACUUCGACAAUCACAUGCCAGAGUUGGCAGAGUGCGCAAGGACUUUGACACGACUGCCACCAGAUGAAUGGAGGAGCAUUGGUGAACACAGGAGUGGAAUUUUACAAGUCGAUGUGCAACAAAGCGAAAGGAUUACGAGGAGGACUAGUAAUCAUAGUAAUCAUCUACAUAGUAAGUCGGAGUAAUCAUCUAUAUAGUAAUCGACUUUUUUAGUAAGUAGGAGUCAACACUCGUACAUCAAGGGGAACAACUUAUAACUAUUAGUAAGUAGGAGUAGCAGGUGGAGCUAGAUGGCUUGAUAAUGUUAACGGUAGUCCACACUACAAGAAGAGUACAGCUAGACUCUUCUAGAAUUAGACUAGACCCUAUGUCUGAUGCAAGAAGAGUAUGAUGAUACACUAGCUACAAUUGUAUGCUGAUACUCAUUUACAGGAGAUGAAGCAAAUGAUUUACCUCUACUACGAGAACCAAUCUCUUCUGGCUAGAUUGUUCUCACUUUCAACCAACCUCAGGUGUCAGUCACGGGCAGCGUGAUGGACCCCAACGGACGACUAGUGGCCCACGCGUUGGCGAAAGUGACCCCUUUGUGUGCCAACCUGUGCGACGACCGGCUCCCAGGCCGCCACGUGAGUCAAGAAAUGUUACCACUCCUUUAAGGCAAGUAAGGAUAACAACUCACGCUCUAGUCAGUCCUCGUAGGGUUGAGGCAGUAAAGCUCAGCACGAUUCAGGGCUUCCCAGUAUAUCUUUGGGAUGAAGUUGUCCUCAAAGUCUCCAUGUUACAAUGCUCCGGAGUGGUCAGAGUAACAGUUUCUCCUAGACUUGGAUGCAGGCACAAUCUUCGUAGCUAAGUAGUACUAGUACUUCUGACUUUGCCACCCCUAGAACCCUUUUCCUCUAACAAAAACCACGAAUGAGCGCAGCUCUGCAGAGACGAGCGGCACGCCGAGUAUUACGCAAGUCGCUCCGAGUACGAUAGGUCGAGGCGCCAGUCCCUCCAAUGACAAUUUUUCACCCGCUGACAGAACGCUGGCCUCUUAGUACGGCUACAGGAAAUCCAUCUUGGUCCUUCCGUUCUUCAACAGGGAACAGGCAACAGGGACCCAAGAGGGGUCUGCAGACGGACACAAGAUCAUGAGUCUCAGUUCUAAUCUUACGGAACGUUCGAGCAGCAAGGAGCGCAAGACGCAGACCAGUCCUCCAUCAUGGACCGAUCGGCGAUAAACCUAAGUCAAAUUCAUGAGUUACCUUCUGUCGCGAUCGCAACCAGUUUUGAAGACAGGCCGCCGGGCGCUAUUCUUAAGGGGAGCGGUUUUUUUAGAAAGUCGUAGUCUUCUUCUAAGUUUCAUAUCUAGAAGUUGAAGGAUGAAUUCAGUAGCUUACCCUUAUUGACCUCAAGUAGCGCAUGCUAUUCCUAGAAGCACUGUCAAGAGUUCUUACAUGCUACUUCUUGGGAUGAAUAUCUUCUAAUACCCAACUAUCUGGGCAUCAAAUUGCGACACCUAUGCUUUUUCAGCCGAAUCCCGAGAACCAAGGACUGAGUGAGCAGCAAGUUUUUACCAUCGCAAGACAAAUUAUGAAGGACAAGGAUACACUCACACUCAAAAGAGUGGCUAAGAAGGGCCAUAUCAGGGCUACACAUAUGACAAAUUCACUCACGCGCAAAAGGGAAAUAGCGCCUAUGACUUUCCACGAGGAAAAGAGCCCUCUAUUUUUGAAGAGAAAAAGGUACUCUAUUUCUGAGGAAAAUAGAAAGAGUCCUCUUUUCCAUCUGAGGAGUGUUAGUGUUUUCUUCUCUCUUCAUACGCAAGCUGAUUCGCGACGUGCCGCCCGAAUGGGUUAGACAAGAGCCGGAUGUGUACCAAGUUCGAUACAAAGACUGCGUGACCUAUGAUAUGGCGCAAAGAAGACACGCAGCAUCAUUUACUUCAAGUACAAUCAGGCCCAUCAAGGUUAAAUCAGACACACCUGUUCGUGUUCAACUAGUACACCCACUUAAAGCGCAAUGGGUUGAAGGGUUUAUCUUAGUACUUUGUAGUGUAGGCAAUCCGUGGUAAGAACGCAGCACUUGCUGGUGGAGAUAGCUGGAGCGGAAAAAGAGGUGCAAAAAUUGCUUAAUAGAGUUCCAAAUCGAAACCACAUCUAACUAUUGUAUCACUUUUUGUUUUUUCUUUGUCUUCCCUAGAAAGAUAGGUCUGCUCCACCGGGCAUACUAUGAUGCCUUAUCGAAGUACCCUCGGGUUUUCUAAUCUCCGUUAUUUCGAAGCUCGGUGUAUCUUGUGCGACAGAAUUUGCUGGCCUGAGGAUCAUCGUGGCAAUACGCAUCGCGAAAGCAGAGACCACAAAAUUAAGAAUUCAUCUCUUAACAAGAUCCAUCUUGGAGGAGUUGAAGAUACGGAGCUCGAAGAUUUUGGAAUUUUUCAAAAUUCCGUCAGCGCCACCAUUUUCUAAGUCGUAAUUAGAGCUAAGGACUUACUACGUUUACACGUUUUUGCAUCUUCUUCGAGAGUGCUACGUUUCUAUCCUCAGGGGCUUCUACAAGAGCAUUCAACAUCAUUGGCCUCUUUUUAAAGUAGAAGUAGAAAAACAGCGGCCGCAGAAGAUGAAUUAGUGUCCCCAAGAGGAAACAGUCGAAGCAACGGAGCUCGAAGAUUUUGGAGUUGUUUGGAAUUUGGAACUGGAGCCAGUUCUAAGGCCCUCCAAUUGUCAAAAUUUGAAAAAUUUGAGUGGGGACGUCUUCUAACAGAAGGUUGUAUGGGUAUCACGUACAGCGCCGUCGAAGUUUGGAAGACCAGUACAGGACUAUGGACUUUCUCAACAUGAUCCCUGAGGAUGACGAGGACGCCGAACAGAGAUCACGCCUACAACGUGGAGGGUUACACUUGGUGCAUGAAAAUCGUCCAUCUGGUGGUGGAGGAGGAGGUGGAAGUGGGAAUUUUGGAAGUGGGAAUGUAGGUGGAGGAGGUGUUGCUGGAGGUGGUGGAAGUGGGAAUUUUGGAAGUGGGAAUGUAGGUGGUGGAAGUGGAAAUGUAGGUGGUGGAAGUGGGAAUGUAGGUGGAGGAGGUGUUGCUGGAGGUGGAGGAGGACAUGUAGGUGGCACCGGAGAACGAUCGGGAAACGUAGUUCCGGUAGGUGGAGGAGGACGCUCGCAACGACAAGCUCCUCUUCAACAGAAACGUGCUGUAGGGCUGGUUUUUGAUCGGGUUUUUACAUUGUUAGAAGUUUCGUCACUACAAUCUCGUCACAGAUUAUGGAUGUAUUUUUUUGCUCUAAUUCCUCAUCCACGUCCUCAGCAGCAGCAGCAGCAGUCUCUGUAUAGUUCCGAGACAGAGUCGAUCGUCGACACUCUGAGUUCUACAGUGAAUUAAGAGUAGAAGCACUUCAUUUUUACAAGCCUUCUUUAGUUAAGAAUGCCAGUGAAAAAUGAAUUGUUUCAACAUUUAAGUGAAUAUCGACACUCUCAAUAGUGGCACCACGAAAGCUCUGCAUACGGGAGUUUUGACUAAUUCGAAAAUCAGGGACAUGGAUGCGCGUCAAGUUUUAAGACUGUACUAACCCAUAGUGUCUAAUUCUGGUUGAUUAAGGCUUUUUUUUUGGUUCCUUUCUUUGAGCACAGCUUCCCUCUGAUAUAUUUUUCUGUUAUUAGCUCACUUGAUGACGCUGUAGCUGUCCUGUCACGCUUCUUCCCCAACUUCAAGGGACGCGUGACCCUUCCGCCUUAGGACAACUGGGGAACAACUUUAUAACAUUACUUUUUAGAAGUUCAUUUGAGCACAACUUCUGUCUAUGGAGAGCAACGAACACGGGUAAUUCAUCGGUUAAACCAUCCUGCCUUUCAUCUAAUCGAGGACAACAUUAGUUGGGAUGUAAUGGCUGCGUGUAUGCCUGCUGCACUCGGCACAGUGGAGGAGCUGGCGCAAAACCCUACACCCUUAGAUGUAGUCAUUAAGGCCGUCAUCUUCCGCGUGCUGGUACUAGUACUUGCGAAUGGGGGAGAUGCCGAGAAAAAGCAUUUUCUUGAAUGAGCUUUCAGCUCAACCAUCUUAAUUCUAGGUGUUGUGCAUCUUUUAGCAAGCUCUAUUUAGUUCAAAUCUCUCACUACAAAAUCCUCUUUCCUCUAAUUUCCAUGGUUUCUCCGCUUUUAACCAGGCGAAGCGAACCUUUUUAGACAAGAGCAGCGCUGUUCUUGGGAGAGACAUGGAUAUGACCGCGGCGCCGAACGGCUACGACCGAUGUGGGCUGGGUGUCAUUAUGGGAAAAAGCUGUAAAGCUUCAGCAUCUUGUUCAUUCAAUCCGCCACUAGCGCUUGUGGUUGUGUCUAGAAGGCGGGAAGCAGAAGAAAGCUUCGGCUUUUGUGGUAUCAUCACUCUGAUAACUUCAUCACUCUGAUUGUAGUAAGUGUCUAAGAACGCCGGCACUUUCAACUUGGUCACCACGAAGUGUCCGGCUGGUGGCAAAGGACGUCACUCAAGUGGCCAGAGUAGCUACGCUUCGGGUCGUACCUAUACCAUGAGUAAAUUAUGGGUACAUCAUUAUUAGUCUCUAUGGGCACUACGGACAGUGUCAUCAGGGGCAUAUACAUGACAUUAUUACAAAAAUUGAUUCAGAAUGGAUUCCAUUUGCAAUUAUUACAAAGGGACUCAAGGUUACAAAAUUUAGCUCUGCUGAAUGGAUUCCCUGGAUUUGAGACGCAAUGAUGACGAUGUAAGGAAUAGAAAGGAUGAGCAGUCCACGCUACUACUGAGCCACGGAGAUAUAAUGAUUGCCUACUUCUACCUUUAAAUCAAGACAUGGGCGGCGCACUGUCGAAGAGGAAACUCUCUGCACUUCCAUCCCACAUCGUCGGUCCGCGGACGACCAUGUCGCGUAUCACCACAAGGGAUGGGAGGAGCGUCUACCGUGACCAACUCUCGGGACGCGAGAGCUGCUAUUCUUAAGGCGAGAGAUGACUCACUACCUGCUCUAACUCUAUCUGGUGUGCUCUGUGGCUUUGAUUCUGAGUGAAGAAGUUGUUCUUUCCCUGGUGAUUUGGAGGGGAGACGAUGUUCGCCUUGUGAUUUUUAGGAAAGAAGAGCAAUAGGAAAGAACACAACUCACACAACUGUGAGAGUCUAUCCCCAGAUAGUAAGUGUCUAUCAAACACAGACCAUAGUGAGUCCUCGUUUCUAGCGUUAAUAUUCUACAGUAAGCAUCUCGAAAAACUCGGUGAUAAACAAGAGUUACGGCUUCCCCGAAUCCCUCUCCAGAAGCAUCUCGAAGCUGUCCCAUAAGGGGUAACUAAAUAGGUCCGAGAUGGGUCUCAGGAUCACCGAAUAGGAUGAGCUCUAAAAGAGCGGCCGCGUCUCAGUGACAUGGCAGGAUCACCAGAAUGUCUGCCAGUUGGCGAUGCAAGGUCCCAAAGAAACAGGAACAAGUCCGUAUACUUUCACUUAAGGGCGGUUCGUUUACAGGGUACUAUUUGUAUUUGAUUCAGCUUAUAGCACUAAAGUAAAACAACCGGCUAGCUUUCCUUCUUAUCCUUAGGAUUAUCCCUGCAAGCAAUAACUACAACCCAUAUCCUUCCACAGGGCGACACUCUUGUUGGAAAUUUCGACUUCCCAUCUAUUUCUCAUUUUUCUUCAAGUCAUCUUGCAGAGAUUGAGAGUCACGAUCUUGUAGUUCAAAAUCAACUUGAAACUCUGCUUAUUAGCCAAGUUCACGUUAGCAUGGUUCACCUUAUGAGUUUAUUCUGCUUUUUCAAGCUUGUCUAAGCUUCUUGCAGCGGCAAGGGCAUCUCAGGUCGUCAGCCACCUUUUGAAUGGAUUAUACUGCGGCCAUCGAAAAACAGCCUGAAGUGCGCGGAAGGUAUGCAGUAUUAUUGCCUGUUGUGCGAGUGCUGGCCUUAAGGCUACUGCUGGAGCAUGUUUCCUUAUAGUAUCAUGAUGAUCCUUGGUAGUUCUUUUUCUACCCCAGAAAGAAGCCAAGGAUGCUCGUUGCAUGCGAAGACGAUAGCUCUAAUGGCCGCAAGACGAUGAAAACCCUGGGAUCAAUCAUACCGAUGAUAUGGAUGCUGUUUUUUCUUCCAUCUUUCACAGACCAUCAUCUAGGCUAGUGCGCCUUUUUAGUCCCUUGAAAGUGUAUACGUCCGCUUGAUAAACCUGCAUAAAAAUUUUGAAGGGGAACCUCGAUGGUCAGUUAAAGAUGGGAGAAAAAACAACAUCCAUAGAUUAAGGACCGGGAUACCACGAAAAAAGGCUGGGGUAUUAUCUAAGGCUCUUUCUGACUAUAGUUAGUGGGGAUCAUGUCGAGUCCCUGCCUAAAUAGUACCUUUUAUCUUUCUGGCUAUAGUUAGUGGAGAUCAUGUCGAGUCCCUGCCUAAGUAGUCAUCUUUCUGACUAUAGUUAAUGGGGAUCAUGUCGAGUCCCUGCCUAAGUAGUCAUCUUUCUGGCUAUAGUUGGUGGGGAUCAUGUCGAGUCCCUGCCUAAGUAGUCCCUGCCUAAGUUGAACCAGACGCACCUCUAAUCAACGGCGGAGCAAGACGCGAAGAAGUACGACGAGCCCGAUGGGAAGCGAUCCGCAAGUUUUCUCCCAGAGUCUGGAACCAAGAAUGGACAACCGACGAGAUCGCAAACAUGGUUGGUCUUAGGGAUGAGUACGUUAUUUAGUUUCCGUUACUUUAGUUACCCUGAGAAAGGCAUGCCCAUGCGAAGCCAUGUCAGUACGUAACGGGACCGCUUGCAUUGUCAAUGAGCUUUUCACUUUGCUGCCUAUAGUCGCUACUAUCGCACAAGAUAUAUCCUCAUCUAAGAAUCAAGGAUUUUUUGCUAUCUAUCGUACACUAUGGCCCGAGGAGCAAUUUGCUGUCAGAAGGGCUUUGCACAUGGGUCGUAUGUUCGCAACGAAUUACGUACAGGAAGGGCGUUGCACAAUGCAGGACAUCAUCAGUAACAAAUUCGAUUAUACGGAGAGGCACAAGGAAGAAAUUAUGACAAUGGAUGCUGGAAGUUCUCUUUGUACAACUCAGAGAACAAGUAAAGGCAUGUGUAUGAGACCCUUACUUAGGGUAGUAGUAGUACAUUCAACAACAAGUAAAGGCAUGUGUAUGAGACCCUUACUUAGGGUAGUAGUAGUACAUUCAACAACAAGUAAAGGCAUGUGUAUGAGACCCUUACUUAGGGUAGUAGUAGUACAUUCAACAACAAGUAAAGGCAUGUGUAUGAGACCCUUACUUAGGGUAGUAGUAGUGGUACAUCUGGAUUCUUCAAGACAUUGGCAGUGGUCAUAAGUAAAUGAAUUAUGCCAACAUGAUGCCCGCACCUUUUUGUCAGCACCGUGCGUGUAGACCUGGCACAGGCAACCAACCUAUCCUAUCCUAUACCGCCUUUCGAAGAGCACUUCUCACACCCCUCGUCAUGCUCUUGUUUCGUCUCUAUCGCGAUUUGACCUUUGGGGACGACGUGAACUACUGGGACCAAUGCCGUCAGGAGAGCGAUAAGAUGACGGACGAUGACAGCGGCACCCGCGCGGACAGCGAUGUGGAUGAUAUGGUGGCGCAAAGAGAAGUGAUCAACGAGGACCAGCUGUUCGAAGAACGCCACAGUGCAAAGAGCAGUGCUAACAAGAGCGCAAACAGCAGUGCUAACAAGAGGGCAAACAGCAGUUUUAGUGCAAAGAACAGUUCUAGUGCACCUGCAAACACCAGUUCUUCUAACAAACGUGGUUCUCCUCAUUCUCCUCUCAACAAGCAUUCUUCCAAAAAUACACCAAGCAGUACUAGCUUCACAAAGAGCACCAAUGCUGCACAAAGCAGUAGCUUCAGAGAACUACAGCCUUCUAGUUCUUCUACAGAUCACGACUAUGAUUCAUCGUCUUUCUUUGCUGUGGGUGGAGGAGGAGCAGUGGAGAAUACUAGUAGUACUAGGGACGAAUACUAG